Molecule: messenger RNA, 630 nt
Organism: Aspergillus calidoustus
Lineage: Eukaryota; Fungi; Ascomycota; Eurotiomycetes; Eurotiales; Aspergillaceae
Source: the annotation of a GenBank genome assembly
AUGUCCUCUGAAUCCCUAUUCGUCGAACAAACUGCCGAGUCCAGUGAAGCUUCCGAAGUCAGCCCCGGGACAUCCACAGAAAACCUAGACACUGAACCGGACACCGAGCCACUCGUCGUUGAAGAACCCGAAGAACCAACUCCUCAAGUCACCAAAGACCCCAAAGCCAAGCCCUGGCCAACCGGCAAGCGCCAGCCUCAAGCAGCAGUAAACCUCACCUCGGACAAAGACUGGUUAGCCUGGGUCCAGUCGGAUCUCGUCAAAGUCCCAUGGAUCGAACUCUGGAAUGAUUACCUCCGCGGUCGUCCCCACCUCAAGACCGGCGUAUGCCUCAACGCCGUUGUGGAAAGACUCAAGGAGGGCGAGGCCGAUGAUAAAUGCCGGUUCUCCAUCGAUACACUGGAUAAAUCCGCCUGGGAUAAAUACGACCAUCAUGCGCGGUUUAUGUGGAGGGUGGCGGAUAACAACAUCCGCUCGAAUCGGGGGGUGUUUUAUGGCAAUAACAAGUCACCGCAAGAGAUCGCAUUGCUUAUCUGGGGGCUGAAGGAGUGGUUAAUAUUCUUGCAUUCGCCCGGACAGAUUGACAAGAGGAAUGGCGGGACGGCGAUUUUCGGCACGGGGAGGGGAUGA